This is a messenger RNA of Sebastes umbrosus (honeycomb rockfish), 1894 nucleotides long. Its product is annotated as proline/arginine-rich end leucine-rich repeat protein. Gene Ontology annotation, molecular function: protein binding. NCBI's taxonomy places the organism in Eukaryota, Metazoa, Chordata, Actinopteri, Perciformes, Sebastidae. The transcript is spliced from 7 exons. Bases 134 to 1276 code for a protein of 380 amino acids. The record is from RefSeq and is a predicted model, not a curated record.
GUUAGGGACUGAGAGAAACAGAGGAAGAGGGAGAGAGAGAGGGAGGGGAAGGAAAAGAGUGAGAGAGGCAGAAAGAAGAAAAGACACAAAACUUGUGACUUGACAAAAGAGGGCAGGUACCAGAGGCAGGACGAUGAAGGCCGGCGCGGGACUCUUCUCUGCAUUGGCUCUGUUCCUCCUGAUGGGGGCAGUGUUCACCGACAGACCUCGGCCAAGGAAGCCCACCAAGCGCCCAGCCGCCACCAGGAAGCCUUCUGUCGCCCAGCCUGCUAGACCGGCAGAGCCAGAGCCCCAGGAGCCGACAGACUUCCCCCCACCCAUCAUUGGCCCACCCUCAAUGAUCUUCCCUGACUGCCCCCGAGAGUGUUUAUGCACCCCGAACUACCCCAAUGCUCUCAACUGUGAGAACCGGAACAUCCGUGUGAUCCCGGUCAUCCCACUUAGAACCCACUACUUGUACCUGCAGAACAACUACAUCAGAGAAGUGACGGCAGAGGCGUUCAUCAACGCCACUGAGAUCCGCUGGGUCAACUUGGCCAAUAACCGCAUUCAUCGAAUAGACAAAAAGGUGUUUGAGAAGAUCCCAGCUCUGCUGUACCUCCAUGCACAGCGUAACCUCCUGAAAGAGGUCCCUUCCGGACUCCCAGCAAGUCUAGAACAGCUCCGCCUUGGUAGGAAUCGUAUUUCUAAGAUUCCUGCUGGUGCCUUCAACAAGAUGGGGAACCUGACACUGCUCGACCUGUACUUCAACCAGCUGAGUGACCGUGACCUGGAAAAGAACACAUUCAAGGACCUGAAGAGCCUCAUGCAGCUCAAUCUGGCUCACAAUACCCUGAAAAAGAUGCCUGCUGGCGUACCCAAUGGCCUCAUACAACUGUUCCUGGACAAGAACCGUAUAGAUGACGUCCCAAAAGACUACUUCAAAGGCUUCACCCACCUGGCGUUUGUGAGGCUGAACUACAACCAGCUGAGUGAUAAAGGAGUUCCCAAGUAUGUGUUCAACAUAUCCACCCUACUGGACCUGCAGCUGGCCCACAACCAGCUCACUUCUGUUCCUCUCUUCAAUGGCCACCUGGAGCAGCUGCACCUCAACCACAACACCAUUGAGAGCAUCAAUGGCACCCAGAUCUGUCCGUACAGCCUGGAGGCCGACCUGAGUGAUCUCAGUCUAGUGCCCAAACUAAGGUACCUGCGUUUGGACGGAAAUCACCUGAGCCCCCCCAUUCCUCUGGAUGUCAUCAUGUGCUUCAGACACCUGCACGCUAUUGUGAUUUAGGAGAACUGUGCCUAAAGGCCUGAGGUUACGCAUGCACGCACGCACGCACACAAACCACACACAUACAGUAUACACACACACAAAUAUGCACAGUCACUGUGUGCAAACUGAAGUAAAGGCAAAGCAUGCUCAGAGAGAGACGAGGUAUAUCCAACCGUACGUACUGUGGAGCUGCGUUAUUGAAAGAGGGACAAAUAAAUGAAAAAACUGUAAAGCUUUAGUUUGACUUUCAUUGUUGCCAGAUGUUACAUUUUAUCAGUCGUUUUUUGUUUAUAGAAAUACAUUGCAAAAAAAAACUAGAAUGAGUAAAGACUGAAAAUACAGGUACAUUGACAGACAUGCUACACUUCUGGAGGGUAGUUAUGUUCACUAGCAGAUGUGACCAGAGUAGAGCUGCCACCAAGGACAACAAACAGACCUGCAGUGGAUGUCAGAAGAACCCCUUUAAAACAUAACUACCAUGUAGUUGAAACUGUCCCAAAUGUGCCUGUGAUUUUCAAGGUACUCCAUGUAAAAAUGUCAUUUUAUUCUUUUUAUUCUUAGUCUUCUGUAUAUUAUUCUUCUGUAUAAAGAAGCUUUGUACAAAUAAUGGAAAAUAAACCUUUUUUUCUUUGAUCA